AUGUCGAGCCCCAAAGUCGCUUCCGACACAGAGCUCGCAGAAGUCAGCCAGAAUGCCGACGCUGGCUCCGAGACUCCGAGCGAUGAACAGGCGAUUCUAGAGAAGCAGAUCAGGCUGAAGGUCGACUUUCGCCUUUGCACGAUCGCUGGAAUCCUGUGCAGUCUCAACCUGCUUGAUAGUGGCGUCAUCUCCAGCGCCUCGGUUACUUCCAUGUUGUCGGAUCUCGACCUUGACAAAGGCAACCGAUAUUCUGUCUCCAUUUUCAUCUUCACGAUCGCAAGCAUUUGCUUUCAGCUGCCAUCGACGAUUGCUGUGAGGACAUUUGGUCCCCGCCGCUGGUUUUCGUUGAUUACUUGCUGCUUCGGCUCAAUUACCCUGUGCACUGGAUUCAUCCAGACCUGGAAGCAGAUGAUAGCGUUGCGCAUCCUUCUCGGCGCAUCCAUGGCAGGCAUUUACCCUGGACUCAGCUAUCUGAUCAGCACUUGGUACACCAGAGAAGAGCAGCAGCUCAGAUUUGCUUUUCUUCAGAGUGGUCAAGUCAUCAUCCUUGCAACGGGGAGCAUUGUCAACUUCGGACUGAACCACCUGAAUGGCCACGGCGGCCUUGAAGGGUGGCGAUGGAUGUUCAUCGUGCAGGGCGCAAUCACUUGCUUCAUAGGUGUCGUCACAUACUGGUGGAUGGUCGACUUUCCGGAAAAUGCCCAUCGCAGCUUCAUGUUCCUCUCCAAGGAUGAGAGUGCCAUUGCUGCUAGCCGCAUCCAAAAAGAUCGCUCUGAUGUGCACGCGGAUCCGUUCGCCAUCAACAAAGUCCUCGUCCAUGCUCUUGAUCCCAAAGUCUACGGGCUCUGCUGCCUGUUUUUUCUGCAGAAUGUCGUCAGCACUGCGCUGGCCUACUUUCUUCCGAUAAUCCUGCAGAGUGGUAUGGGCUUUUCGUCCAACGCGUCCAUUCUUCUGUCAGCACCGCCCUACUAUUACGCCGUUGUUCCUGCGUUACUUUCAUCCCUGGUAGGAGACAAGUACCGCAUGCGCGCCCCUAUUAUUACUUUCAACUGCGUCUGCGUGGUUGUUGGGUUCUGCAUGUUGGGGUUAGCGGACCAAGUCACAGUGAGAUACAUCGGGACCUAUCUCGCCACAGGGGCGUAUGUGGCCAAUUGGGCGGCUCUGAUGGCAUAUCAGGCAAAUAACAUUGUCGGGCAGUGGAAGCGGGUGUUCACCGCGGCGAUAUGCACUGCAUUCAACGGAGCAGGGGGCAUAGCAGGCAGUUACAUAGUGCGCAGCAACGAAGCGCCGAAAUAUGCUACCGCCGUCUGGGUCUCGAUAGGCUCGCAUCUACUGAUGAUUGGUAUUGUGAUGGUCUUCUCAGUCUAUUUCAUGGUUGCCAACAGGGCUCAACAGCGGGGGAUGAAGAUCCUGGAGGCGACAGAGGGCUUUCGGUUUACGAUAUGA
Messenger RNA from Lasiodiplodia theobromae, 1446 nucleotides. Its product is annotated as MFS transporter. The coding region runs from base 1 to 1446 and encodes 481 amino acids. Gene Ontology annotation, cellular component: membrane. Gene Ontology annotation, biological process: transmembrane transport. The record is from RefSeq and is a predicted model, not a curated record. The transcript is spliced from 5 exons. Gene Ontology annotation, molecular function: transmembrane transporter activity. NCBI's taxonomy places the organism in Eukaryota, Fungi, Ascomycota, Dothideomycetes, Botryosphaeriales, Botryosphaeriaceae.